Porites evermanni is the source of this 576-nucleotide messenger RNA. The record is from the annotation of a GenBank genome assembly. NCBI's taxonomy places the organism in Eukaryota, Metazoa, Cnidaria, Anthozoa, Scleractinia, Poritidae.
AUGGAUAAACUGCCUGAUGAGAUUCUACUGAGGAUAUUUUCCUUCCUCCAUUUCACACAACGUAUUAUUUUGCGACCAGUUUCUCGAAGGUGGAGUUAUCUUCUCUACGACCAGUCCCUGCUAGAAAAUGUUUCAAUAACCAAAUUGCGCUGUGAAGAUUGCCAAUUGUUCGCCCUGUUUACCGCUUCAAAGAGGCUUAUCGCAGUUGACCUCUUUAACAGUCGUUGGUUGGAUGGUUCAUGUAUAUUGCAUGCAGGACUGAGCAGGUUGAAGCACCUCACCUUGUCAGGAACCGGUAUUACAGACCAAAUUUUAUCGAAGAUCCUCAAGGCUCAAAGUGAGCUAUUAGACCUUCAUCUGGCGCAAACGCGCAUAAGCGAGAAGUGUCUGCCCGACAUAAUUGGCUUGAAGAAACUGCAGUAUAUCACUGUUCCCCCAGAAGAUGUCUUUGGAUUUGGCAGGAGUGGCGUGUUAGCAAUAGCAAAAAGCUCUCCAUCCCUGAGGACAUUGGAUUGCCAAGAAGGCUACCUUUUUAACCAAGAGGAAAUAUCGCAGAUUAUCCACUGCAAUUGCUAA